UGGCUACGCAUUCGCACACGCUAAGCUGCUUUACUGCGAAAUGAUACAUAUGCUGGCGGAAGAAAAUUCAGUUGAAAUUCUUCCUCCUCCAUUCUAAGCACUAAUGCAGGCCAACUGGCAAAGAAGUGGACCGUUGUUUAGAAAGCUUACCAAAUUUCAAUCUGCCUAUCGGCUAUUUUCAGCACAUCAACAAACGUACAAGGAGGCUUUUACUCAAUCCUAUGAGAAUCCAGUUGAUUUUUGGGCAAAAGAAGCGGAGAAGUUGUUUUGGUUCAAGAAAUGGGACAAGGUCCUGACGAACGGGGGUUCUCCAUUUGCCAGAUGGUAAUACCCAGUUGUGCUUAAUCAAUGGUUGUUUCCGCAGGUAUGAUGGUGGCUUGAUCAACACUGCCUACAACUGUUUGGACCGUCACAUAGCUGAUGGAUAUGGCGCGCAGAUCGCCGUCAUCCAAGAAAGUCCGGUUACUGGUAGCAGAAUUCAGUACUCAUAUGAUACGCUGCUGGACCAUGUUUCAAAUUUGUCAGGCUACCUGGCGCGACAGUGUCAGGUGAAUAAAGGAGAUCGUGUGUUGAUCUACAUGCCUAUGAUUGGAGAGUGUCUGAUUUCUAUGCUCGCUGCCGCCCGAAUCGGUGCUGUUCAUACGGUUGUGUUCGGUGGUUUUUCUCCAGAACAGCUAGCCGUUCGGAUACGAAACUCCAAGCCUAAAAUAAUUAUCACAGCUUCAUACGGCAUUGAACCAAAAGGUGCUGUUGGUUACAAAGCGGCAGUUGAAGAGGCCAUCCGUCUGUCCGAAUGUGCGGAAAUCGUGGAAAGAUGCAUAUUUUUUCACCGUCCGAAUUUGCCACGUGUUGAAAUGGGUGAUCCAGAUUUCUUCAUUGAUUGGGGUGAAGCGCUGGCUGCAGCACAAAAACACGACGCCGUCCCGGUGGAAUCGAACCAUCCUUUGUACUUAAUAUAUACUUCCGGAACAACAGGUAACCCCAAAGGUGUAGUCCGAGACAGUGCCGGUUAUUCAGUCGCACUAAAAUACUCUGGAGAUAAAAUUUAUGAUAUCCGGCCCGGUGACGUCUGGUGGGCCGCGAGUGAGUUUGGAUGGGUCGUUGGACACUCGUACUGCUGCUACGCACCUCUCAUUCAGAGAGCAACAACGAUCAUCUAUGAAGGCAAACCAGUUGGAACACCAGAUGCAUCCCAAUUUUUCCGCGUUGCGGCGGAAAACAAAGUAAAUGGGUGGUUUAUGACUCCGAGUGCCGUUCGAGCUAUCCGGAAUGAAGAUCCGGAGCUUCGACAGAGCAAAAGAUACAGAACAGAGGAAGUCAACCUCAACAAUCUGCGAAAUGUCUUUGUAGCCGGGGAACACUGUGACAUAAGUACCGCCAAAUGGUUGGUCGGUGUCCUUCCAUCACACGUCAAAAUCGCUGACACAUGGUGGCAGACGGAGACUGGUUGGCCAAUCACAUCAAGCUGUCUGAACUACCCAGAUGGAUUUCUGAACAACACUGGCCUAGCCGCUCCAGAAGGUUCCGCUGGUCUUCCUGUCCCCGGAUACAAUGUCCAAAUGGUUGAUCAAGAGGAGGGUAACACAAGCUCACAAUCAGUUGGAGACGACACAACAGACGGGAGAAUUGAGAAUAUUGCACAAUUAAAGCGUAUAUUGGUCAAGCUUCCCAUGCCACCUGGGACGGCUGUAAGCCUUUGGAAGGAUGACCAACUCUUCAAAGAGCUUUAUUUUGAGAAGUACCCGGGUUACUAUGACACAAUGGAUCUUGGUUAUCAAGAUGAAAAGGGCUUCGUUUACAUUCUGAGCCGGGCAGAUGAUGUGAUCAAUGUUUCUGGUCAUCGACUAAGUACAAGUGCGCUCGAAGAAGCGUGUCUCGCGGUACCUGACAUUGUGGACUGCGCAGUAAUUGCGAUAUCCCAUGAAGUCAAAGGCCACGUCCCAUUUGGCUUAUUGGUGAUGAGUUCCAGCUCCAAAAGGUCAAAGGAUGAUGUGAUUUCCGCAGCCAUUGCAUCAGUGCGAAAGAUUGUGGGUCCCGUCGCCGCAUUUCGCCAAGCUUGUGUCGUGCCCAAGUUGCCCAAGACCAGAUCGGGGAAGAUUUCACGGGGCAGUAUCGCUGACAUGGCUGCGGGGAAACCAGUCCGGGUGCCAAUCACAAUCGAAGAUAUAUCAGUCUAUGGACCCAUACACGAUGCAAUGAAGGAAUGUGGUCUCCGACCAACAGAAGCACCAAACCCCGGUUGAGAUGAAAUAUGCGUUCUUUAUUUUGAUAAAGUCCUUGCAGCUUUACCUGUGCCUGAGUGCCUAUCCGCUAAAUCUGAUUUUUUUACGGAACCCUUUAUUUUUUGGUAACACAGUGGUGCUGGGAAACUAAUUUUCUUUCAUCCAUUCUUAUGCUCAUUUUGCUAGUUUUUGGAUACAAAAUCGAUUUCCAGUAUUCUCACAAUGACUUCUAUUAAAAUUCCUUGAAACCUUGUAAUCAGUGCUCAUGUUGUAAUCUGUGUUACUUGACAGUUCUUCUCGAAACAUUAUUGCCAAAACUAGUGUUUGAUUGUUCUUUAACCUGAAGUUUAAUUUAUAAGUAUUACACUCCAUUAUUUCGAGGCUUUUUAUGUCCGGCGAUUGAAGAUGGUAACGGAGUUUGUAUUGUAUACACUUAUGUAUCCACUCACACAUAAUUCGUUCAACCGAGAACUAAUUUAUUGGUGACA
Molecule: messenger RNA, 2710 nt
Organism: Opisthorchis viverrini
Lineage: Eukaryota; Metazoa; Platyhelminthes; Trematoda; Opisthorchiida; Opisthorchiidae
Exons: 9
Coding region: 579-2243 (554 amino acids)
Source: RefSeq, a predicted model, not a curated record